Molecule: messenger RNA, 1116 nt
Organism: Lolium rigidum
Lineage: Eukaryota; Viridiplantae; Streptophyta; Magnoliopsida; Poales; Poaceae
Exons: 2
Coding region: 1-1116 (371 amino acids)
Molecular function (GO): protein binding
Source: RefSeq, a predicted model, not a curated record
AUGGCCCCGCCGGCGCCGCACCUCGCCGACGAGAUCCUAGAAGAGAUAUUCAUCCGCCUGCCGACCGCGGCCGCGAUCGCCCGCGCCUCCACCGCCUGCGCCUCCUUCCGCCGCAUCAUCACCGCGCGCCCCUUCCUCCGCCGCUUCCACAAACUCCAUCCGCCGCCACUCCUGGGGUUCAUCGCCGACAAAGUCCCUGGUGUCCCCGUGACGUCCGCGACGGCCGCGUCCUGCGGCGACUGCGGCCACCAGUUCGGAAUCAGUUCUGUCUUCACACGCCUGGCGGUGUGCGAUCCCUUGUCUCGGAGAUACGUGCUGCUCCCACCCAUACCUACAAAAGUGACAUUCCAGCAGGAGCGCCUUCUUGAAUUCGAGCCUAUGCUCGCUCCCAUUGGCGAUGAUGAGGACGAGACCUCGUUCAAGGUGAUCUGCACGGCGUACUACAAAAUCAAGCUGGUGGCGUUCGUCUUCUCUUCUGUCACCGGACAAUGGCAUAUCGCUGCAUCUCCCAGCUGGAGAUCUUUGGGCACAGUUGAGCCCUCUUGGAAACGGAUGUACCGUUUCAACUACCUGCGUGGCUGCUUCUACUGGACAUCUCUUUGGUGCGACAAGUUGAAUUUGCUCGUGCUGGACACGGGCACAAUGAAGUUUUCCACCGUCGAUGUUCUCGCUGACCAUCUGCAGCUUACAAAUCAGCCUCGACAGAGCGUGUGCAUGUCCACCGUCGUUGAGGGUACAGAAGGAGCCCUUGAGAUGUUUACUCUCGUGGGUAUUGAAGAACCUACCUCAUUUUAUCUCUAUCAUACCACUCAACAAAACAAUGGUGAAUCUUCCAGCGAGUGGCAGCAGAAAAAUGUUAUAGCGUUGCCUCGUGGAUGUCUUUAUUUCAUAGUGGGUGCAACUGAGGGAUUCUUAUUUCUUCGUUGUGUUGGAAGAGCUCAGUGGGAUGAUACUUUACACAGCGCGUUGGGCUUCGAUAAAGAUGUUGAAUUUUUUUCUCUGGAUGUCAAGACUUUUGAACUGAAGCAGGUCUGUAGAGCAACAUACUAUGAUUUCCCCAUUCGUGUUCACUCCUACUUUGGUUUCCCACCACCAUUGUCGAAACCAAGCCUAUGA